Messenger RNA from Eruca vesicaria subsp. sativa (arugula), 570 nucleotides. The record is from the annotation of a GenBank genome assembly. Lineage: Eukaryota; Viridiplantae; Streptophyta; Magnoliopsida; Brassicales; Brassicaceae.
AUGGCGCGAGAAUCGAAAGAUAGGAGCCACACUUCAAACGAAUUUGCUAAUGGGAGUGGAUCUCGUGUUCUUGGUGUUAAUGAGGUCGAGCAUAUUCAUGCAGUUGUUCCUUAUGAACAACCAGAGCAAACAGGCGAGACAGUAUUGGAGAGUGAUCAUGGUCACCAGAGAUAUAUGGGGGAUGGAAUAAACUCGGAGGAGCGAAAGAAACUGGCUAGCACAAUUGUAUCUCCUGCUUUGAGACGCCCAGCGAUAGAUGACAAUGUCACCAUCAGAAGUAGGAGUGCUGCAAAAUCACUCAUGUUUUCUCCCCAGGAGGAGCGAAUUGUGGAUAAGCAUGAGCCGAUAAUUGAUGCACUAAGUGAUAUGGAGAUUCAGGAGAAUGACUUGUUUGAUGAUGAGCUUCAUGAGUUGGAAAAUGCUGCCAUUUCAUCAUCUGCAGUGAGUACAACUAAGCGGAAAUAUGAUCCAUCCGUAUCGAAGAGAGGAAUUGAGAUCAACAAUUGCUCUUUCUAUUGCACAACCAAGAGACAAAGAAAAGGCAAGGCACAGACACAGAAGAUCAAGUAA